AACAUGGCGGACGUCUGGGUUGGAGGUGAGAUUGGAGUUUUGAAAGGAGUUGAUCUCAAGAAAUCAUCAUUCACAAAUCAUAAUGUUGGGGAAACUGCCACUAGAAGCCAUGAAAUAUGUGCCAUGUCCUGGAACAAUGACAGUGAAAAUCAGAUCUUAUUAGGAUUAACAAAUGGUAUUGUCAAGACCUUUGAUGUUACGAAGAAGGAAUUUGUUGGCGAACAGAGUCAUUCUGUAGGAAAUGGAAAGUUGAAAGGACUGUUCAAGUGGAAUAGUGCUAUUGUUACUUGCAUGGAUUCCGGGUUGUUGCAGAUAUGGAAAGAUCAUGAAAAUUCUACAGAUGUUAAAGUUGGCAGCCAUGUGUCUGCUGUGCGGCAGAACCCAGUGUGUCCAUCUCAAGUAGGGACAGGUGGACAGAAAAAUGACUUGAAACUCUGGGACCUGAACAGGCCUGAGGAGCCAACUUUCAGAGCUAAGAAUGUGCCAAAUGACUUCCUGGACCUACAAGUUCCCAUCUGGGUGUGUGACCUUGGCUUUCUUCCCAGUCAAGGAUCACAGUCCAGGAUUGUUGUUGGUACAGGAUAUCAUAAGGUGCGACUCUAUGACACCAAGGCACAACGUCGUCCAGUUCUUAACUUUGACUUUGGAGAGUCUCCAAUCUCAGCAUUAGCUGUGACAGAUUAUGAAAAUGUUGUCAUUGUGGGUAAUACAGUAGGAACUAUGGGAAUUAUUGACCUGAGAAAGGGUCAACUUAAGGGUCAUUAUAAAGGUUUUGCAGGUGGGAUUCGCUGUAUUUCGUGUCUUGAUAAACAGCAGAUGGUGGUAUCUUGUGGACUGGAUAAGUUCCUUCGUGUUCAUCAUCUUCAUGAUAGAAAACUUCUUCAUAAGAUAUACUUAAAAUCUGUCCUUAACUGCUUACUUAUUUCAGCGAAGAAAAUAGAAAAACAGAAUACAAAACACGCAAAUCGCGGUGAUACUGCUGACCUUUCGAACAGAUCGUCUGAAAGAGGAGCACGAGGUGAAGACAGCGAAGAUGAAGAUGAUGACAUAUGGGACAAGAUGGAGGUUGUUACGACUGGCAGUAAACGGAAAGCAAUCGAAAAAAAAAAACGACAAGUACGAAGAAAAAGAAGGAGAAAAGAAAGGCGACUUCACUUGUUUCGUGAAAGGAGUUCUGCAAAACGAUGUUUGUUAUGUGAGCAAAGGAUGAAAUGCGGUGCAACCAGAGACGGUGAAGAAUGGAAUACCAUAUCAAGCCCAUGACUGUGAUGCGCUGAAAUAUAGAGAAAUAAAGUAGUGUAUACAGCUGCUAAGCGAAAUAUUGUUUGCGGAAGGUGAACGAGACAGUGCCGUUAUAAGUUUACAUUAUUGUGUACAUCUGAGAACUAAAAUAUCGUGAGAGGAGAAUUUAUGAAAAUUUGUACUGUUUCCCACUAGGAGUGUUAACCCUUUUUCCGUAUUUUUUUCUCGUCAAUUCCUAAAUAGUUAUCUUCAUAGUUAUGACUCGAGAUUUUUAUUAAAUUUUUCACGUAUGAAAAAGAUGAUUCUCAUCGCGUUAGCUCACGCUUCUGAAUAGCGAGGCUAUAGGGAGGUGAAAAUCAGCAGAAAGAGAUAGUUACUGUGAUCUAUGUAAACCUAACAGCAGCUCGAUAUUGUUUUACCCUUAAAAGAUAAUAGACUAGAAAUAAUUGGUGAGCGCGACCAUUAUUGCUUGACUGUGGUGAGGAAAGUGAGCGAGUGUUGAAACAAUGCAAACUAAAUUAUUACGACUGGA
Stylophora pistillata is the source of this 1774-nucleotide messenger RNA. Its product is annotated as WD repeat-containing protein 74. Gene Ontology annotation, cellular component: preribosome, large subunit precursor; nucleolus. Gene Ontology annotation, molecular function: protein binding. The record is from RefSeq and is a predicted model, not a curated record. Gene Ontology annotation, biological process: ribosomal large subunit biogenesis. NCBI's taxonomy places the organism in Eukaryota, Metazoa, Cnidaria, Anthozoa, Scleractinia, Pocilloporidae.